Messenger RNA from Cucurbitaria berberidis CBS 394.84, 1291 nucleotides. RefSeq names its product carbohydrate esterase family 3 protein. The transcript is spliced from 2 exons. The coding region runs from base 337 to 1065 and encodes 242 amino acids. The record is from RefSeq and is a predicted model, not a curated record. Gene Ontology annotation, molecular function: phosphatidylcholine lysophospholipase A1 activity. Lineage: Eukaryota; Fungi; Ascomycota; Dothideomycetes; Pleosporales; Cucurbitariaceae.
UUUUUCCAAUCAACAGCAAGAUUCAUCCUUGCGAUAUGUUUUCAUAGCCUCUGCCAUGAUGGUCAUAUGGAGGCUCUGAGUGCGAUAUCGUAUCGAACUUAUAGUAUUUGCUUUAUUGAUAUGAAGGCUCUAGUAGAGGGCAAUCAGGCCAGGGAUAUGCUCGCGUCACUUUCGUAGAGUGGUAAUUGACGAGGCUAAAUGCAGCUGCCGGGAUAUAUCUCAUCUACACGGAGCGUAGCCUCCUUCGCGGUGAUAAAAUAACGCGGGGUACGCCUUUCUUAUCAAUACUUUAUAACCAUAGGAAGGAUUGCCCUAGCGUUCCUUGCCAUCCACGACAUGGUAUCCCUAAAGCAUCUCACACUCACCGCUUUGGCAGCAACCACCAGCGCGCAAACUGCCAACAGCACAAUCCGCUACAUGCCCUUCGGCGACAGCAUAACAGAGAUAAUCUGCUGGCGCGCCAAACUCUGGAAUAAACUCCAAUCUACAGAAUGGGGGACAUCUGCCGUAAACUUCGUCGGCAGCGGGAAAACGGAGAAUAGCUGCAAGGACACCAAAUACGACCGCGAUAACGAGGGCCACAGCGGUUUUCUCGCCGUCGAUAUAGCGAGUAAAAAUCAGCUUGAUGGGUGGCUGAAGACGAAUCCGGCGGAUGUGGUUACGAUGCAUUUGGGCACGAAUGAUAUCGUUCGGGGGAAGAAGUCUGUCGUGGAGAUUCUCGGAGCGUUUACAAAGUUAAUCGCGACGAUGAGGGCGCAUAAUGCUGGGAUGAAGAUUGUUGUCGCGCAAAUCAUCCCCAUGGGCCAAGCGUCUUAUAAUCCUCAGAUCCAGGCCCUUAACACAGCUAUUAUACCUUGGGCCCAGGGCCUGAAUACCACCGCAUCGCCUAUCUGGGUCGUCGAUCAGUAUACGGGGUUCAGCGGGACGGCGGAUCUGCGUGAUGGCGUGCAUCCGAAUGACGCUGGGGAUGUCAAGAUGGCGAAUGUGUGGUUUCCGGCUGUUGUGAGGGCGUUUGAGGCGGCGAGGGCGGAGAAGGGCGGGCGUGCGGUUAGGUUUACUGCUUAGAAUGAAGGGGGGUGGAUAUAGCAAGCAAUUCUCUGCUAUACCUUUUUUUGUACUGCUGAGCUCUUGGUGCGCCUCGGAUUUGACUUCCCUUUUUCUCUCGGUCGACAGGGUGCGUUUGAUAUUUCUGUGGCAGUGUAUGUUUCACAUUAGAGUGCCGGGCGUGUCUCCGCGUUUGCGAGUAUGAUGGAGAAAGAGUCAAUUGAGGAAAUAGAGUGCAAGGUGGGAC